CCCCGCCCUCUGGGUCUGCGGUCACUGCGCGCGGUGUGACUUGGAAUUUAGGUGCCGGCGGUCGCCGAGGUAGAGAUGGCUGCCGCUCUGCAGCGCAUCGAGCAGCUGUCCAGUCGGGUGGUGCGCGUUUUGGGCUGUAACCCGGGUCCCAUGACCCUGCAAGGCACCAACACGUACCUGGUGGGGACCGGCAGCAGGAGAAUCCUCAUUGACACUGGAGAGCCAUCAGUUCCAGAAUAUAUCAGCUGUUUAAAGCAGGCCUUGGUUGAGUUUGACACAGCAAUCCAGGAAAUCCUGGUGACUCACUGGCAUUUUGAUCAUUCUGGAGGCAUAGUAGACAUUUGUAAAAACAUCAAUAAUGGCACUACCUAUUGCAUUAAAAAACUUCGACGGAAUCCUCAGAGAGAAGAAAUUAUAGGAAAUGGAGACCAGCAAUAUGUUUAUAUAGAAAAUGGAGAAGUGAUUAAGACCGAGGGAGCCACUCUCAGAGUUUUAUACACUCCUGGGCACACUGAUGAUCACAUGGCUUUACUCCUGGAAGAGGAAAACGCCAUCUUCUCUGGGGAUUGCAUCCUAGGAGAAGGGACGACAGUAUUUGAAGAUCUCUAUGAUUAUAUGAACUCCCUAAAAGACUUACUAAAAGUCAAAGCUGACAUUAUAUAUCCAGGACACGGCCCAGUAAUCCAUAAUGCCGAAGCUAAAAUUCUGGAAUAUAUUUCUCACAGAAAUAACCGAGAAGAACAAAUUAUUUCAUUGUUUCGUGAUAACUUUGAGAAAUCAUUUACAGUGACUGAACUUAGGGAAAUGAUUUACAAGGUGACUCCAUCUUACCUGUGCACGGCCACUCUUUACUGCAGUAUCAUUCCAAUGUUCCAGAGAAUUUACAUAAGAUGGCAGAGCGUAAUCUCUUGCUUCAUUUGAAAAAACUAGAGAAAGAUGGGAAGAUAUUUUACACCCUAAGUCCUGACAAGAAAUGGAAAGCCGUCCUUUAGUUUCAGAUCAAUGAAGUUCUGUCUUGUUUUGCUUUUAGAAGAUGGUAUUUUCUUUUAGCUAUCGAUUAUAUAUUUAUAGAAAAUCUCAAAUAUACAACUUCGAAAAUAACCCUGAUAUCUUUGUAAAAUAUGUAAAUUACAUUUUAUAUCUGGAGGACAGGUUACUGAUCUAACCUUGUUCUUAGAAGGUUUUACCAGAAAUUCAGAAUCUAGCACUUUAUCAAUUUCCUAUGGAUUAAGUAAAGUGGUUACUUAAGAAUAAUAAAAUUUGAACAAUUCAAACCAGCUAGUAUUUUAGAGUUUGAUUAUUGUCUUAGUUAGGAUUUCUAUUGCUGUAAAAAGACCAUGGCCAACACAACUCUUAUAAAGAAAAAACAUUUCAUCGGGGCUGGCUUAAAGGUUCAUCCAUUAUCAUCAUGGCGGGAAGUAUGACAACGUGAAGGCAGACAUGGUGCUGGAGAAGGAGCUGAAUUCUACAUCUUGAUCUGAAGUCAGCCAGCAAGAGACUGUCUUGUGCAGGCAGCAAGGAGGAGACUCCCACCCUCACAGUGGCACACUUCCUCUAACAAGGCCACACCUUCUAAUAGUGCCACUCCCUAUGAGCCAAGCAUCAAACACAUGAGUCUAUGGGGGCCACCUCUUCAAACCAGGACAGCUAUUUGUUAGCAUUUGCCAGUAAUACUGCUUACUGUAGCAACUUCAACCAACAGCACAGAUAUCUGUAUUCACAUUUCUCUUCAGCCCUUGUCUAUACCUUUUACAUACCAAAUUUAUUUCACUUUUCUAUCAAUUAUAUCAUUUCAGUUUUGAUUCUACAGCUCUAUGCUAUGUUUAUUUUCUUAUAAUGGUAUCCCAUAAAUGAUUUUUUAAUGAUAGUUGAUCAUUAAAACAUAUUAAAUAUACUAACUUGAAAUAGUAUGUGAUUAAUAAUAAGUAAAUCUUGGAAUAUAAGGACAGAGAAAAAAGAGGGAGGUGAUUGGAGAAGGGAUGGAGAGAAAAAGGUUUAUGGGACAUAUGGGGAGGGGGGAUCCGGGAAAGGGGAAAUCAUUUGGAAUGUAAACAAAGAAUAUAGAAAAUAAAAAUAUUUAAAAAAAACAAAAAAAUAAGUAAAUCUUAAAA
Messenger RNA from Apodemus sylvaticus (European woodmouse), 2111 nucleotides. It is a transcript of the gene Lactb2, whose product is annotated as lactamase beta 2. Lineage: Eukaryota; Metazoa; Chordata; Mammalia; Rodentia; Muridae. The record is from RefSeq and is a predicted model, not a curated record. Gene Ontology annotation, cellular component: mitochondrial matrix. Bases 76 to 921 code for a protein of 281 amino acids. The transcript is spliced from 7 exons. Gene Ontology annotation, molecular function: single-stranded RNA binding; RNA endonuclease activity.